CUCGAAUAGGGUCUCCGGAAACGCUCCGGAAGCAGAUUGUGGGACACUAACACUAGCUACCUGACAACCACGACGUCAAAGAACGAAAGCUGAAGCCUUUCUAAAAAAUUUACAUCUUUCCACCCUUUCCAUUCACUUCUAAAGAGAUAUUGGGUAUCGUGAGAUGUCAUCAGCCCUAAUCACAAAUGCUGGUGACUCAAAUCCAACAUGGGUCAAUGCGCGAACUUAAAUUGUACACCACGUAGUGAGGUUGUAGCAACGACGGACAUUGCCGGAAACGGGGUUUUAUACGCCUUCAUCAUCUCAGCUAUCUUGACCAUCGCGGCAAUCGCAUUUGCCUAUAUCUCGGACUCGCUACCAGAAAGCUAUCUCAACGAAGUCGACCGCGCCGUGAUAUCAGCUGUUCAAUCCAUCCUACCCUCCCGGGAAACUCUGCAUCGACUAUGGACGAAACUGAAACCAUUCCUCACGUUCGGCCGCCCAGCAAGCAGCGAACCUCGCAUGCUCACCCGGAUGGAACGUCAAGAAGCCGUGACGCGGUUCGUCCUCGCGCUGAGCGACCAACAACUAGCCACCGGAUUAGCCAUCUUAAUCGCAAGUCUCGCAAACCAAUGCACCUUGACCGUCUAUGAAUUCGAGCUCGCCUUCGCCCUCGCAUGGUUCUCGUCGACGACCCAUCUGGCCACGCUAGACGUGCUGCGGGUGUACUUCCACCACCACCAAGUCGUGCGGAACUGGCGCGUGUUUGGCAUGAUAGCAUUGCUCAUCUUGCUGCUCUAUUCACUCGUCAUGUCUGUGGGUUCGGUCGACGAGACGCUGCCUGUGCAGUGCACAUAUAGGUAUUUUGGCUACGACGGCAUCCGGAGUACGAAUCCGCUCAGUGUGUAUCUGAUCAUUGCCUCUGUCCUGGUCCCGCUCAUUCUCGUCUGGAGCUACAUCGUGCGGAUCUACUGGUGCUACCGGGUUCUGGACGGGAAGGCAUCCACGCUGGAGCGAAUUGUGUUCAACAUGAAGAGCCGUUCACUGCGAAGGAAAUUCCGGCCGUCCAAGUCAGAAAAGGAAGCGCUAUUGAACGAAGCCGUACUGGAGCGACGGGCGAUAGUCCGACGUCGACAUUUGGAGCGUAUAGGCUCGACGAGGGGAAUCGUGCGGCAGUGGCACAUUCAGAGUCGGGCGUCGAAAGAGUACAACGGGUCGUUCCUUUCUUUCGGUCCGUUGGUCAUCUUCAUGGUGGCUUUUGGGUUUUCUCAAUUGUAUGUCACUAGAUGGGAUCCGAAUGUUCCUGUCACCAUAGACGAGGCUAUGAGUUUCGGGCAAAUCAUGCCUCUGUUUCUACUAGUUUUACCUAUCUUCGCUGCUGCGGAGAUAUACUACGAGGUCAAAGGCGGCGGCCACGUAGAGACAUCAGUCGACGACAACCCCGACACCAACGAAGGCUACGCCUUCCCAUCCUUCAUCCCACCCUACCGCCGCGCCUCCUUGGUAUCAUCCAGCGGCGCCGACGACGACCGCGAGUUCUCCCAACUGCUCAAACUAAGUGAACUCUACGACGAAGAGCUCCCCCACAUCAAACGCCUCUUCUACCUCGAAGCAAAGACCAUCUCCCUCCGAACAGCAUCCGCCACCACCUGCGAGGAGCACAAAGCCGCACUCGAAUCGCAAGCCGCGAUUCUGUCUCGAUUCUACGCGCUCCAGCACAUGGAAACAUCACUGGCGCCGUCGUUCCUCAGAGCGUCGGUCGAGUUCUUGGUCAAUUCCGGGUGCAGUCUGGCAUUUGGGAUUCUGAUCAAUAUCGAUGAUCCCAGGGCUACGGGGACGAUUACGAGUGUUGUUAUUUUGGCGUGCUAUUUGGUGAAUGAGGGCAUUAAUCUGUCGUUUGAUGUUAAGGAUGCUUGGUUACCAGUCACGGCGGGGGAGUAUGAGAGGGUGUUGCUGGAGGUGAGGAGGAGGGAGGGGGAGAGAGGUGGGUGUGAUGAUUCUCCUGAUGCAAAUACGCCGGUUCUGCCGAUUGUGGAUCCGGGGAGUGGUAAAAAGGAGGCAAUCAUGCAUGGGGAAACGACUGAGAAGAAGUGAGGGAGGAUACUGAAUAGAUGUUGGGCGACUCAUCAAGUUAGAUUCCUAGUCUAGUUGUAGGCACAAACUAUAGAGUACAUAAUACAUGGGAGAAUAAUCAUAAAGCAAAUAACUAUUUAGACAACUGCUUAAAC
Molecule: messenger RNA, 2207 nt
Organism: Aaosphaeria arxii CBS 175.79
Lineage: Eukaryota; Fungi; Ascomycota; Dothideomycetes; Pleosporales
Exons: 3
Coding region: 208-2073 (621 amino acids)
Source: RefSeq, a predicted model, not a curated record